AUGUCUUUAAUUAGUAGAGUCGUUGUUAGAGGAUCACAAUCAUUGGUAAAUAAGCCAUCAGCUGCAUCUGCUAUUGGUUACCGUAGUUUCCAUACCAGUGCACCAACUUUCAAUGCUAGAUGGGACGAUAAAAAAUCACAACCACCAACUUUAGCAAAGAUUGUUGAUGAAGCAGCCAAUACAUUCUUCCUUUCUGAAAUCAUGGUUGGUCUAUAUAUUACAAUGGGAUACUUUUUCAGAAAGAAAUGUACAAUCAAUUACCCAUUUGAAAAGGGUCCACUUUCACCACGUUUCAGAGGUGAACAUGCUCUUCGUCGUUAUCCAACUGGUGAGGAACGUUGCAUUGCCUGCAAGCUUUGUGAGGCCAUUUGCCCAGCACAAGCUAUCACUAUCGAGGCUGAACCACGUCUCGAUGGUUCGCGUAGAACCACCCGUUACGAUAUUGAUAUGACCAAAUGCAUUUACUGUGGUUUCUGUCAAGAAGCCUGUCCAGUAGAUGCUAUCGUCGAAGGUCCAAACUUUGAAUUCACCACUGAAUCAAGAAUUGAACUAUUGUACAAUAAGGAGAAAUUAUUACAAAAUGGUGAUAGAUGGGAAACUGAAAUUGCUGCCAAUAUUGCUGCCGAUUACCUUUACCGUUAA
Cavenderia fasciculata is the source of this 642-nucleotide messenger RNA. RefSeq names its product NADH-ubiquinone oxidoreductase 23 kDa subunit (gene ndufs8). The record is from RefSeq and is a predicted model, not a curated record. Gene Ontology annotation, molecular function: 4 iron, 4 sulfur cluster binding; NADH dehydrogenase activity. NCBI's taxonomy places the organism in Eukaryota, Evosea, Eumycetozoa, Acytosteliales, Cavenderiaceae. Gene Ontology annotation, cellular component: membrane. Gene Ontology annotation, biological process: mitochondrial electron transport, NADH to ubiquinone; mitochondrial respiratory chain complex I assembly. Bases 1 to 642 code for a protein of 213 amino acids. The transcript is spliced from 5 exons.